ACUUGUAUAAAGUAUCAAAAUUAGUAUUUAAUCCCCAUUGUUAACAAAUACUAUCGCAUCAAGUCCACCCAAUUUCUCCAAUAACACUACUCUUCAGUCAAAACCCUCACCGGCGGCGAUUUCUCUCAGUUGCUCCGGUGAAAUCGCCAUGAAUCUCCGUAUUGUACAAAACGAACAGCAAGACAAUCGCUAUGACCUCUUCGAUGUUCACUUCCACACCGACGUAAUCAAAACAAUGGUAACUUGCGAUCCCGAUAUGGUCACUGAAUGGAUCUCCGAAAUCGAAUCCUCUCACUCCGGAAAUCGCCGUCUCAUCGCCGGACUUGACGUGGAAUGGCGUCCUAAUUUCAACCGCAACCAGCAAAAUCCAGUCGCCGUUCUCCAGAUCUGCGUUGAUCGGCGUUGCCUCAUCAUUCAACUCCUCUACUGCCGAUCAAUCCCGGAAUCUCUGGUGAAUUUCCUCGGGAAUCGGGAGUAUGAUUUCGUUGGAGUUGGAAUUGAUAGCGAUGUGGAGAAAUUGUUGGAGGAUUAUGAGCUGAGUGUGGGGAAUGUGGUGGAUUUAAGAAAAAUUGCAGCUGAUGCUUAUGGUAUGAGGAAUUUGAGGAAUGCUGGGUUGAAGGAACUGUGUAAUGUUGUUCUUGGUAAAGAGAUUUUUAAGCCUAGAUCUGUUACUAUGGGUAGAUGGGACAGUGAAUGGUUGAGUUUGAAUCAAAUUCAGUAUGCUUGUCUUGAUGCUUUUGUUUCUUCUGAGAUUGCAAGGCAUUUGAAUGUUGGUUCUUCUUCUUCUUCUUCUUCUGGGUCCUGAAACUUUUUUUCCUGGGUUCUUCUUUUGAUGAAGAUUACUUGGGUUCAAAGAAUUUAGUUGUUCGGAUAAUAAAUAUUUUUACUUUCUAUUUUAAGAUUAUGAUUUCCAAAUGUCUUAGUUUAAUGUUGUUAAAUGGAUUUAUAGUUAUCGCUUA
Molecule: messenger RNA, 959 nt
Organism: Solanum dulcamara
Lineage: Eukaryota; Viridiplantae; Streptophyta; Magnoliopsida; Solanales; Solanaceae
Product: 3'-5' exonuclease-like
Exons: 1
Coding region: 149-805 (218 amino acids)
Biological process (GO): nucleobase-containing compound metabolic process
Cellular component (GO): cytoplasm; nucleus
Molecular function (GO): 3'-5' exonuclease activity; nucleic acid binding
Source: RefSeq, a predicted model, not a curated record